CAUCAACAAUAAAUAACUGAUAAAGACGUGUUGCCUCAUACACUCGGCACCUGACUGGCUGCUUUAAGACAUGUAACCGAUGUUUACAGUAUUUUAACAGAUUAAAUGGGUUAAAAAGUGCCUUAAUCUGUGCGUUAAAGUGUCUGUCUGGUCAUAUGAAUAUCAGGGAAGAAUCCCGGGGCGCCACGACUUCGGAAAAUCCCCACAAGUCCGGAGAAAUGGCGGCACACACACACAGCUCUUCCAUAAUCGUCGCUGAACUAUAAAGGUUUCACAUUGAUUUCCUCACCAUGGCAGCCAAGUCAUCUCUACUAAAGAUGAUCCUGCUUGGGGAUGGUGGCGUGGGCAAGUCCUCCCUCAUGAACCGCUAUGUUUCGGACAAGUUUGAUGCACACCUCUUCCACACCAUCGGCGUUGAAUUUCUCAACAAAGAGCUAGAGGUUGAUGGGUGUCGGGUCACCCUGCAGAUUUGGGACACUGCUGGUCAGGAGCGCUUCCGAAGCCUGCGCACGCCAUUCUACCGGGGAUCUGACUGCUGCCUUCUCACGUUUGGCGUGGACGACGCACAAAGCUUUCUUAACCUUGGGCACUGGAGGAAGGAGUUUGCCUACUAUGCUGACGUUAAGGAGCCUGAUAGCUUCCCUUUCAUCAUUCUAGGCAAUAAAAUCGAUGUGGUUGAACGGCAGGUGACCACUGAAGAGGCGCAGCGUUGGUGUUUUGAAAAUGGCGGCCAUCCGUAUUUUGAAACUAGUGCCAAGGAUGCAACAAAUGUCGCUAAGGCUUUUGAAGAGGCUGCAAGGCGUGUGUUGGCACUGGAGGAUCGUCAAGCACACGUCAUGCCCUCAGAUGUUGUGGAUUUGCGCAGGAAGCCACGCUCUGGCAGUCGCUGUUGUUUGUAACAGCUGGAAGUUUUGGCUAAAUCAGUCAGAGCAUUUAAAGCUGCCUAAGUGACUUUUAAGGAGUUAACAGAGCAUUUGUACAGCCCCCAGUAAGUCUGUCAAGGUUUUUAGUCAUCCAGGAUAUAUUGAUUGUCUAAGUAAGUCAAAGAAACUGGAUUUGAGUUAAAAUCAUGAACAAUAUUAGACCACAUGUUGGCUUUGCAUACACAUUCAGCAUUAUUACACAAAUGGAUUUGACAAACUGUUAUAACACAUUCAAUAUGACCCAGAUUACCAAAAAUCUUCAGAGUCUGUUGGAGUUUCUGCAAAGCAGUUGGCACUGGUGUGCACGAAACUGUAGCUCCAAAAAUAAGUCCUGCAGUUUUUUUCAUUGAGAGCCUUUUCCAGGCCCCAAGCGCUUAAGAAGAAUAGGGUUUAAUGUAUACCAAACCAGUCUGAGUUUUGACUUCACUGAAGUGAAACAAAGUUUUGAAACUAUUAAAUGUGUAUAACCACUUACA
Messenger RNA from Tachysurus fulvidraco (yellow catfish), 1399 nucleotides. It is a transcript of the gene rab9a, whose product is annotated as RAB9A, member RAS oncogene family. NCBI's taxonomy places the organism in Eukaryota, Metazoa, Chordata, Actinopteri, Siluriformes, Bagridae. The record is from RefSeq and is a predicted model, not a curated record. Gene Ontology annotation, biological process: retrograde transport, endosome to Golgi. Bases 291 to 899 code for a protein of 202 amino acids. Gene Ontology annotation, cellular component: phagocytic vesicle; lysosome; late endosome. The transcript is spliced from 2 exons. Gene Ontology annotation, molecular function: GTPase activity; GTP binding.